AGCAGGUCGAGGAUCGACUCACAAAGGAAGCGCUGCAAUGAUGCAGUGACCUCCGUUUCACCGGAGUUAUUUAAGCGUGUGAUUCUUUCCUAUGUUUGCCAAGUUGUGAAUGGAAGUGUUUACGGAAUUAGCGUGUUUCUCGUGUCAAUGUUGUAAUCAUAAAAGGCUGCCAUAGCCUGCACGGUGAUAGACAACGAGUGGGACGUCAAGCUUAAUAUAUCGGAAUUAAGAAACGAAAGAUUCUGUCUAGUUCACUAUCUUAAAGUGUAUCGCUUGUGUGUGACGUGAUCGAGUCAGCAGCAUGUCAAUGAAGUGUUGUGAACGACCAAAGCCGUCUGAUUUUGGGCUGAGCUACGAUGACGCCAGCGUGUUUUACCGUACACAGUGGAAGAAGUUUCCCUAUAUCCUCUUCAUCAUCUACCGCGUGGUCCUAGCCCUCUACCUGCUGGGUAUAUUGAUCGCCUACUUCGUCCAACAAAUCCAACUUCUGGCAGGGCAGGCGUUCGUGUAUCUGACCAACCUUGGUUUCAUAGUGUUCGUCAUCUACAUGGUGGUCGCUGCCGUCGUUGCCGUGGUGGAUGGCGUCAUCCGACCCCGAAUGCAAAAUGGACAAAGUGAAGAUGCUCCGAUGGGCAUACGUCACAAGAUACAUUGGAUGUUCUUCAACAUCACCAUCAACCUCAACAUCCUGGUCACCUUCAUUUACUGGGGCGCCCUCUACAACCCGGCCUUCCCUUUCUUCUAUGACUUCCACGUGCACACCGUCACCUCCAUCGUCUCCCUGCUGGACCUCUUCCUGACGCCCAUCCCGGUGCGUUUCCUGCAAUUCAUCUACCCGAUCUCCUUCGACGUGGCGUACCUGGCGCUGACCGUGAUCUUCUGGGCCGCUGGAGGGCGCACCAUCAGCUCAACCGGCGCCAUUUACCCGUUCAUCGACUAUACCAACUCGCCCGGCCUGGCCGCCGGCGUUAUCCUUGGUAUCUUUGUGGCCGUUAUCAUCAUGCACGGCCUGAUCUGGGCCCUCUACAAGCUGAGAGUUUGGAUUUGGUUGAAAUGUGGCAAUGAGGCCGUGACAACUGAGAUUGAUAUACAAGAGCAAGACAAAUUGGAAGGGGAUCUCUAGUUUUAUUGACUGUUCAAAGCCAAGGAUCAGUCAAGUCAAUCACAAGUCCAUCGCAUCUUCAGUCACGAGUAGAUCACAAGUUCAUACACAAUCCAGUCACAAGUUACAGUAGGUGAACAGCAACUAAGAAAUGCCUUUAUCAAAGCUCAGUUAAAGCUUGUAAGUUGAAUUUGGACUUGAGGACUUGUGAUUGACGUACGAAGGAUCGACUCAUCAGGGACUUGUAAUGGAGUACACUACGUCCCUGAUAAGGAUGUCUUUUGGCGGUCGUAACAAAUAACCGGUUCUGGUCUUUUGCAGCGGUUGAAUGUUUUAGCGAAUUCGAUUUUACAGUAGAAAAUACAAUUACAUGUAGGUUAUAAUUACUCCACAUCCAAAGUCACUAAAACUUUAAAUCAGUGACAAACAACCGCACAACUAUAUUUGUUACCGCCUCUCAAACGCACUCUAUACCUUUGUCCAAGCCUAUAAAUGUUUUGGAAAAUUGUGCAGGUCGUAGACGCAUGUAGUGCCAAGUGACUAACUUAAAAAAAACUCCCUGGGUUACCAAAUGCAGCCCAUUUUAAAGCCGUUUCAACUAACCUGAUGGUGUUGGGGUUAAAUAGUAAUUCACAAUAAUUGUGCACAUGACCACAGUGACUUCAUUGAGUGCGAACAAAAUGUAGCAGAAACCAGGCUAAGGCCGAAAAAAGUUACGUUUAACAUUUUUUUACACCUUAUGUUUACUAGAUAUACCAAUGUAGUCGUAAAUUCAGUUAUUGCAUUUCCUUGACAAAUCUAAACAGCAUUCUUACUCCUACAUUUUAUGGUGAAAAAAAAUAUGUCGGCAAGAUCUUGAUAUUGAGGUUUACAAACAUAAUCUCUCCGCAGAAUUUGGUCAAAUCCAUGUCCUGGUAUAGGCACACAAAUUUGAUAUGCACCACUAAAAGUAUUGAGAAAAGGCUAGCAAUGGAAACUUUCUGUAGUGUAAACAAUGCAAAAAUGUGUGUCAUCGAUAAGCAAAAUGCUUAACACAAAGUUGUAGUACCUAUGAUAAGCAAUACAAUUGCUCCCAGUGUGAUUCAUUUCGAUCUACAAUUUAUGGCCAUUCAUCAGUCAGCCCAUGCAAAGAAGGCCUACGACCAAUGUGCAAACUUUGGAAAUACUAGUUAAUAGGUUUAAUUUAAACAUUUUGGUGAAGGGAUUAAGAAACUUUUCAGUAUUGCCUAAAAAUGUUGAUGCUUGUUUUUGGUUUUUAAUACAAAUCUUGUAUAAAUAAUCUGUGUAUAGUUUAACCUGACUGUGGUGUACUCAAUUUUGAGUGUGUUGCAUGAAUUUUGUUUUUAGUAAAGAUGUAUUUUUUAUGAUUACCUAUAUUGCUAUGACUCGUCAUUUGAGAUAAAUUCGACUUGAAAUCGGACGUUUAUGUGCAUGUAAACAUAUCUUUAAGAAUCCACAAACUUUAUAUGCGUUAAUGAGCAGUGCGAUGGUUUUGUAGCAUUGGAUAGGCAUUGAUAAUCACAUUGUGCAAUCAUUGCUAACGUUAUCAUU
Molecule: messenger RNA, 2653 nt
Organism: Patiria miniata (bat star)
Lineage: Eukaryota; Metazoa; Echinodermata; Asteroidea; Valvatida; Asterinidae
Product: protein rolling stone-like
Exons: 3
Coding region: 302-1123 (273 amino acids)
Cellular component (GO): membrane
Source: RefSeq, a predicted model, not a curated record